This is a messenger RNA of Metopolophium dirhodum (rose-grain aphid), 2172 nucleotides long. RefSeq lists its product as uncharacterized. The coding region runs from base 235 to 1269 and encodes 344 amino acids. The transcript has 3 exons. NCBI's taxonomy places the organism in Eukaryota, Metazoa, Arthropoda, Insecta, Hemiptera, Aphididae. The record is from RefSeq and is a predicted model, not a curated record.
UUUUUUUUUUUGUGUGAAUGAAGUAACAAAUCUAGUCAAAUUUAGAUAAGCCCAUAUUAUUUUUAUUUUAUUUUUGUAACAAUAGUUAUGCGCAAACAGUCUAUAAGAAAGGUCAUACAUAAUACUGAUGUAAAAAUAGUAGGUGUAUAAAACAGCGGACGCGCCCGAACAUUGACAUAUACCGCCAAACACGCUAGUCCCAGUCGUAUACCGCGGAAAAGCAAAAAAAAAAAAAUGUCGUUCAAAGGGAUUUCGGUCAUCCUGGCGUCAGUGGCGAUCGUCUCUAAUAAGGUCCAUUGCACGCCCACCUGUGGCGUUCCAGCGACGUACGCGGUCGGGCCCACGACACCGUUUUCGACGAAUUUGCCCGUCCCGAGUGCGCGCUCUACGCUCAAUACUGAACUGUUGGACGUCCUAAAAAACUUCCACUCGUCGUUACCUGGCGUGGGUCAGAAAACGCCGGUCGCGGAAACCGGUGCGACUUCAUCGCCUUUGGCAAGCGAUCAGAUUUCGGUUAUGCAUUUCCCCGCGGCGCUCGGGUCCACCGACGGCGCAACACCCAAUCUGAUGGUCCCGGGUGUGAUCCACAAACGACCGUUCGGCCCCGACAUGCGAAUCCCCGAACUCGGCUACAACCUGCAGAAGGCCGAACCGUCGAUGCAGUCGCAAGGACCCGCCGGAAAUCAUCUUCCGGUUUCCGUUCCGCCGCCGAUCGCCGAAACCGGACCUCCGUCUGCUCCUGCAGCGCCCGCAACAGACCAACUACAAUCGUCGUCCGUCGCCAUUCCACAAUCGUCGUCGUCGUCCCGUUCCCCCGACCCGGCCCUAGUGAAAAUAGAACCCGUCAGUCACAAUAAUUUCAACCAAGAACUGAUAAAACUGUUGACCGAUUUGCGGAUCAGUCCCGUUUCACUGCAAGAACCGCUGGCGGCCCAGGGUCAAAACCAAAUGCUCGCCAACGGUCAUCCGACCACUCGUCCGGCACAAACUCUCCCAAUCCUCUCUCCCGGCGCGUCGUCCUCCAAAGUCGCGCAACCGUUUCUCGGCCCGAACCAGACGCCGUUAGACUAUUUAUUGAGUUCGUCGCACCAAUUGAACUCCAUACCCUCUAAGUCGAGUACCGAUACAAACACGUGGCCGACGGCUAAACCACCACCGACCGCUAAACCACGUCUAAACUAUGAAUUUAUAAAAUAUUUACUGACUUUACCUAUGUAUCAACAAGCUUUAUACGAUUUAAUUAAAGCUCAGUCUUCAGUUCCAACGUGAAUCUUUAAUUAAAACGUAUACCUAAUAUACGAAUGAGUAUAACAUAAAUUAUUAGAUUUAUAAUAUUAUUUAAUCGUUGUGACAUUGUCUUGUUAAUUUAUUUAAUGGUCAAUUAUAGCCCAGCUCUUUGGCUACCGUUUACGUCUUAUGUUAUCUGUUUUAUUUUUAGCUAUUUUAUAAUUUGUUUUCUCAUAGUCUAUUUAAUUAUUAUUAACUUAUACCUAAUUUUGUCAAUUGCCGUUUAUAUUUAUAAAUAAAUAUUAAAUAAAUGUAAUAGACAAUACUGUUGAAACAAAAAUCAUUUACCUUCUAUUAUACGGUAAAUUAGUGAAAUAAAAUGUACCUAGGUAGUAGGUACAGUGCUCGAAUUGGGAGGUGCACAGGGGGGCGGAGCUUCCCUACUAUUUUUAUUUUUUUUUUGCGUACCCCUACUAUUUUCGUAUGGUCUGUGUUAAAUAAUUGCACCCUUGGAACGCAGUUUUUAAAUCGUUAGAUUGAGCCCCUCUACUUAAUUUUUCCCAAUUCGAGCACUGCCUAGGUAUAUUAAUUGUGCCUGGAGUUCAUCCGCAUGGUCGAGACGAUUCUGUCGACCAAAGAAGAAGAUGAACGCGAAGAAGAGGCCUUGCGAAGGGCACAACGGUUGUGAGAACGAGACAUCCAGAGCGGCGGACUCCGGUCGGCUCGCUAACUGGAGGCAGGUACGCGAAUUCAAGGGCGGCGAACUCCGGUCGGCCCGAGAAGGUCAGGAAGAGGUCCAGUAAAACUUAAAAUGCAUUAAAAUUCAGUUUACCACUGUUAAUGUAAAAUUUUGAAAAUGCUUGAACGGGGUGAGUCGGGGAGCUGUCCCGUCUGCCCCCCACGUAUGUAUUAAUAUUUGAUACCGUCAAUAAACGAUGGCGGCGC